UCAAACGUGGCGGCGGACAGUGCGACAGGGAAGGAGUGGCCGUGACGAUCUGUCAUUACAUUGCACUGGAGUAAUUCCAAAUAUUUCAAUUACAUGAACAAUUGAUAAACAAACGUGUGUCAAAGGUGAAGAGUACAUCACUGUCCAGGGGAUUAUCAGCAUUUUCUCGUUAAAAUGUCGUCUUCGGGUGAUUUUGGUAACCCGUUGCGUAAAUUCAAGCUCGUCUUUCUGGGGGAACAAAGUGUUGGAAAAACAUCGCUCAUAACGCGAUUUAUGUACGACAGUUUCGACAACACGUAUCAGGCCACCAUAGGUAUAGACUUUUUGAGUAAAACCAUGUAUCUCGAGGAUAGAACAGUGAGAUUACAAUUGUGGGACACUGCUGGACAAGAACGAUUCCGUUCACUCAUUCCCAGUUACAUCAGGGACUCCACUGUUGCUGUUGUGGUUUACGAUAUUACCAAUGCUAAUUCAUUCCAUCAAACGUCGAAGUGGAUCGAUGACGUGCGAACAGAGCGAGGUAGUGACGUUAUAAUAAUGCUCGUUGGCAACAAAACAGAUUUAAGUGAUAAACGACAAGUAUCGACUGAGGAUGGUGAGCGCAAAGCUAAGGAGUUGAAUGUUAUGUUUAUUGAGACAAGUGCUAAGGCAGGAUACAAUGUCAAACAGCUGUUCAGAAGAGUAGCUGCUGCCCUGCCUGGCAUGGAUUCGACAGAAAACAAACCACCAGAAGACACGGUCGACCUGCAGAAUCAAUCACCGAUGCAGAAUGGAUCGGAGUCGGAGGGGGAGAGUGGCUGCAUUUGCUAGGAAGACAAUGCUAACGAACAAAUAAAUAAUGAACAAAAGAAAUAAUACAACCUACUGGCGAAACGUCAAUUCUCGUGCGACGUAAUGGGAAUGCAAAUUACCAAUUUUUUUUUGUCUCAACGAGACAAAUCCAUAGCUGACAGGUCGAUCGAGCCCAGAAGUUGUUGCACAAUCGAAGAAACAAAUCAAUGACCCAAAGAUCUGAAGAUGGGGAUUGUAGGGAAUUAAUUAUCGUUUAAGUGUGCUUGUACUGUUUUGAGCAAAAAAAUGUGAGAUUCUGGUGGUGAUGGACAAAAUUGGGAGAUAAUAAUUUACUAUAUGAUAUUAUAUUUAAGCCCUCAGCCAUAGCGGUUUAUUUAUUCAUUCAUUCAUGGGAGUUUUAUCUACUCUAAAUUUCAAAGUAGUAAAACCGAAAAGGGAUCUCUAGAAUUUUAUAAACACUAGUUCCACUGCGAUGUAUUUUAAAUUGCAUGAUUGUUAUUAAUAUUUUUUUAUUCCUAGCAAUUGAAUUAGCAGAAAAUGAUGGGAAUAAUUUCCCAAUUGUCUUAAACCACCAGAACCCUUGAGAUUGAUAAAGCCCUGUGAUACAAUUGUCUUUGGAACGAUAGAGACCCAUUUGAUACGUGAAUUUCCACCAAACGAGUCCUAGUAUUUCGAUACCCAGACAUAUCGAAACGAUCGAUUGCACCCUCUUUGCUACGUAAUUAAACCCUUCAAUUAUCCUCAGAAUUCGAGCAUUUCAGUGCUGUAUCGUUCCAAAAGUAUCUUCACUCGGUGACUGCUUCGUGUUCUGGCAGGCUGAGGAGAUCAAAAAAAAAAAUGUAUGAUCUCGCACGCGAAUUAAAUUACACUGUGCAAAAGCGUAUUUAUGGGGGAGAGAGAAAAAGUAAUGAAUAAACGCUUUCAAAGGAUCACUUGAGCCCCAAGAAAUUCUGCAAUCGAGUGUAAUGAGGAGAAAAUAUACUUUAUCUUUUAUUCCACUCGAUUCCAGAAUUGUUAGGUUUAAUCUAAGAGACUGAAUGUUUUUUCGUACUUUCAUCACGCCAGUAUCUAAGAGUAGUCGAUAGAAGUGAAGUUUGGGCUGUAAAAAAUACAGAUUAAUAUACAGGGAUGAUUCAAUUACCCGGAUAAUUGCCCUCACUUAGGUGAGAGAAAAGGAACAUUUGAUUUUCAAAUUUGGAAAGAUGUGUGAGAAUAUUUUAUGGAGGAACUGAGUUCAUUUUCCAGGCAAUGCCAUGAAAUUUGAAUUUCUACUUUCUCUCGGAUAUCUAAUCGAAAUAAUUGAAUACUCUUUAAUUUUCCUUUCCUGGAAAAAGUGCUCAGCUCUUUCUGACAUUUUUCCAUGCCUCACUUGUUAAACAUUCUGAUUAAUGAAAAGAAUUCAAUUUGCCUGUGUGAUGUUAGCUUAAAAAUGUAAAAGACAAAACACCAAUUUGCUUUAACUCAGCCGAAAAGAAAAUUGCACCCUUUUUACACUAAACAAGGAUGAUGAAAACGAAUAAUAAAACGUGGAAUUUAUAAUUGACGGUAGGUGAAGUGAUGAUAAAAUAAUUAUUUUCUAGUCAAUCCCACUGAUUAAAUUCACGUCGAUCACCCGGUUAUAAUUUUUAUCGUAGUGGGAGUAGAUCCCCCAGGAAAACUAAGGAAAAUACAAAAAAAAAUCUAGAGAUUAUUCUUUAGCUUAAAAGCUGCAUAGUUGUAGCGCACGCAUUAAGCCACUUACAACCUCAUUACUGUUUCAUCGUCUAACCAAAACAAUGGAAACUAUUUCAUUUACCACUUCUGGCAAAUUCGAACUGGAAUUGUAUGUCGCAUUUAACAAAAUAAAAUGAAAAACUGUGAAAACAUUA
Fopius arisanus is the source of this 2660-nucleotide messenger RNA. RefSeq names its product RAS oncogene family member Rab6 (gene Rab6). NCBI's taxonomy places the organism in Eukaryota, Metazoa, Arthropoda, Insecta, Hymenoptera, Braconidae. Gene Ontology annotation, molecular function: GTPase activity; GTP binding. The record is from RefSeq and is a predicted model, not a curated record. The transcript has 6 exons. Bases 175 to 810 code for a protein of 211 amino acids. Gene Ontology annotation, biological process: vesicle-mediated transport.